Meleagris gallopavo (turkey) is the source of this 5619-nucleotide messenger RNA. NCBI's taxonomy places the organism in Eukaryota, Metazoa, Chordata, Aves, Galliformes, Phasianidae. The record is from RefSeq and is a predicted model, not a curated record.
AUGGCGCACGUGUGCUGGGACAGCAGCGCGCUGCGCGGCACGGAGAACAGCAGCUCUCCCGGCUCCAGGUCGGCGGCGGCCAACACAGAUUAUUUACAGAUUUCUGAAGAGGUGAAGAGAAGAGACAUUGACUGUCUGAAGUUAAUUGUGACCUAUUGCCUUUUUUUAACAGCUGACUUAUCUCAGGUGUGGCCAGAGGCUAAUCAGAACUUCAGCAAAGAAAUAGAUGAUGAGGCAAACAGCUACUUCCAGCGUAUCUAUAACCAUCCACCACAUCCAACCAUGUCUGUAGAUGAGGUCUUGGAAAUGCUGCAGAGGUUUAAGGACUCCAACAUUAAACGGGAACGAGAAGUGUUUAAUUGCAUGCUGAGGAACUUGUUUGAGGAAUAUCGUUUCUUUCCCCAGUACCCAGACAAAGAGCUGCACAUAACAGCCUGCCUGUUUGGUGGGAUAAUAGAGAAAGGACUGGUUACUUACAUGGCUUUGGGCCUGGCCCUUCGCUACGUUCUUGAAGCCUUACGAAAGCCUUUUGCCUCCAAAAUGUACUAUUUUGGUAUUGCUGCACUAGAUAGAUUUAAAAAUAGAUUGAAGGACUAUCCCCAGUACUGUCAGCACUUGGCUUCUAUUAGUCACUUUAUACAGUUCCCUCAUCACUUGCAGGAGUACAUAGAAUAUGGACAGCAGUCUAGAGAUCCUCCUGUGAAAAUGCAGGGUUCAAUCACCACCCCUGGCAGCAUUGCACUUGCCCAGGCUCAGGCCCAGGCCCAGGUUCCAGCAAAAGCUCCUCUUGCUGGCCAAGUCAGCACUAUAGUAACCACCUCAACCACCACCACUGUUGCAAAAACCAUCACCAUCACUCGACCAACAGGAGUCAGCUUCAAGAAGGAUGUGCCGCCUUCCAUUAAUACUACCAACAUUGAUACGCUGUUAGUUGCAACAGAUCAAACUGAGAGAAUUGUGGAACCUCCAGAGAACGUCCAGGAAAAAAUUGCUUUCAUCUUCAAUAAUCUGUCCCAGUCAAACAUGACACAGAAGGUUGAAGAACUGAAGGAAACAGUGAAAGAAGAGUUCAUGCCUUGGGUAUCGCAGUAUCUCGUCAUGAAGCGAGUCAGUAUUGAGCCAAACUUUCACAGCUUAUAUUCAAACUUCCUUGACACUCUUAAGAAUCCAGAAUUUAAUAAAAUGGUUCUGAAUGAAACUUACAGAAACAUCAAGGUGCUACUGACAUCAGAUAAGGCUGCAGCCAACUUCUCCGACCGUUCCUUGUUAAAGAACCUUGGUCACUGGCUGGGAAUGAUUACACUGGCUAAAAAUAAGCCCAUCUUGCACACGGAUUUGGAUGUGAAGUCACUACUACUGGAAGCGUAUGUUAAAGGGCAGCAGGAAUUGCUUUAUGUAGUACCAUUUGUUGCCAAAGUCUUAGAAUCCAGCGUCAGGAGUGUGGUCUUCAGGCCUCCAAACCCGUGGACAAUGGCCAUUAUGAAUGUUUUAGCUGAGCUGCAUCAAGAACAUGAUCUAAAAUUGAAUCUGAAGUUUGAGAUCGAAGUGCUCUGCAAGAAUCUUGCACUGGACAUCAAUGAGCUGAAACCUGGAAGUCUCCUGAAAGAUAAGGAUCGUCUUAAAAAUCUGGAUGAGCAGCUGUCUGCUCCAAAGAAAGAUGUGAAGCAGCCAGAAGAGCUACCACCCAUUACAACCACCACUGCUUCUACAACUCCAGCUACCAGCACCACUUGUACAGCCACGGUUCCUCCACAGCCCCAGUACAGUUAUCAUGACAUCAAUGUCUAUUCCUUAGGAGGGUUGGCUCCACAUAUUACCUUAAAUCCAACGAUCCCGCUGUUUCAGGCCCACCCCCAGCUGAAGCAGUGCGUGCGGCAGGCCAUAGAGCGAGCGGUGCAGGAGCUCGUCCAUCCCGUGGUCGAUCGCUCCAUUAAGAUUGCCAUGACUACUUGUGAGCAGAUAGUCAGGAAGGACUUUGCACUGGAUUCUGAGGAGUCACGAAUGCGUGUGGCUGCACACCACAUGAUGAGGAACCUGACUGCUGGGAUGGCCAUGAUCACCUGCAGGGAACCUUUGCUCAUGAGCAUAGCUACCAACUUGAAGAACAGUUUUGCUACUGCGCUGAGGGCAGCUUCCCCACAACAGAGGGACAUGAUGGAGCAAGCAGCUGCCCAGCUGGCACAGGAUAACUGUGAGCUGGCAUGCUGCUUUAUCCAGAAGACAGCUGUGGAAAAAGCAGGCCCUGAAAUGGACAAGAGGCUGGCGACUGAAUUUGAGCUCAGAAAACAUGCUAGACAAGAGGGUCGUCGGUACUGUGAUCCUGUUGUGUUAACUUACCAAGCUGAACGGAUGCCAGAACAGAUCAGGUUAAAGGUUGGAGGUGUGGACCCAAAACAGCUGGCUGUUUAUGAAGAGUUUGCACGUAACGUCCCCGGCUUCUUGCCUACCAAUGACUUAACUCAGCCUACAGGAUUCUUGGCUCAACCUAUGAAGCAAGCUUGGGCCACCGAUGAUGUAGCACAAAUCUAUGACAAAUGCAUGACAGAACUGGAGCAGCACCUACAGUCCAUUCCCCAUACUCUGGCCAUGAAUCCUCAAGCUCAAGCAUUGCGCAGCCUCCUGGAGGCUGUGGUGGUUGCUCGGAACUCCCGUGAUGCCAUCGCUGCGCUCGGACUGCUGCAGAAGGCUGUAGAGGGCUUACUGGAUGCCACCAGUGGGGCAGAUGCUGACCUCCUGCUUCGCUACCGUGAGUGUCACCUGCUGGUGCUGAAGGCUCUGCAGGACGGCCGUGCAUAUGGAUCUCCAUGGUGUAACAAGCAGAUUACGAGAUGCCUGAUUGAAUGUAGAGAUGAGUACAAGUACAACGUGGAAGCUGUGGAGCUGCUAAUCCGCAAUCACCUGGUUAACAUGCAGCAGUAUGAUCUUCACCUGGCUCAGUCAAUGGAGAACGGCUUGAACUAUAUGGCUGUGGCAUUUGCCAUGCAGUUGGUAAAGAUCCUCCUUGUGGAUGAGAGAAGUGUUGCCCAUGUAACAGAGGCAGAUCUGUUCCACACCAUUGAGACGCUCAUGAGGAUUAAUGCUCAUUCCAGAGGGAAUGCACCAGAAGGGUUACCCCAGUUGAUGGAGGUGGUCCGAUCAAACUACGAAGCGAUGAUUGACCGUGCUCACGGAGGUCCCAAUUUCAUGAUGCAUUCUGGAAUUUCCCAAGCCUCAGAAUAUGAUGAUCCACCAGGUCUGAGGGAGAAGGCAGAAUACCUGCUGAGGGAGUGGGUGAACCUCUACCAUUCGGCUGCAGCGGGCCGCGACAGCACCAAAGCGUUCUCUGCGUUUGUUGGACAGAUGCACCAGCAAGGGAUCUUGAAAACAGAUGACCUGAUCACCCGCUUUUUCCGGCUUUGCACUGAAAUGUGUGUUGAAAUCAGCUAUCGUGCCCAGGCUGAACAACAGCACAACCCUGCUGCCAACCCCACCAUGAUCCGAGCCAAGUGCUACCACAAUCUGGAUGCCUUCGUGCGGCUCAUUGCACUGCUGGUGAAGCACUCUGGAGAAGCAACCAACACUGUGACAAAGAUCAACCUCCUGAACAAGGUUCUUGGUAUUGUGGUGGGAGUUCUUCUGCAAGACCACGAGGUUCGGCAGGGUGAGUUCCAGCAGCUUCCUUACCAUCGCAUUUUCAUCAUGUUGCUGUUGGAAUUAAAUGCUCCUGAGCACGUGUUGGAGACCAUCAACUUCCAGACGCUCACAGCAUUCUGUAACACAUUUCACAUCCUGAGGCCUACAAAAGCUCCAGGUUUUGUUUAUGCCUGGCUGGAACUGAUCUCCCAUCGGAUAUUUAUUGCAAGAAUGCUGGCACAUACACCACAGCAGAAGGGUUGGCCUAUGUAUGCCCAGUUACUGAUCGAUCUCUUCAAGUACUUGGCUCCUUUUCUCAGAAAUGUGGAACUCACCAAACCUAUGCAAAUUCUUUACAAGGGCACUCUGCGUGUGUUGCUGGUCUUGUUGCAUGAUUUCCCAGAAUUUCUUUGUGACUACCAUUAUGGGUUCUGUGAUGUCAUCCCACCUAACUGUAUUCAGCUAAGGAAUUUGAUCCUGAGUGCCUUCCCACGGAACAUGAGGCUUCCAGACCCUUUCACCCCCAAUCUAAAGGUGGACAUGUUGAGUGAAAUUAAUAUUGCUCCACGAAUCCUCACCAAUUUCACUGGAGUGAUGCCACCUCAGUUCAAGAAAGACUUGGAUUCCUAUCUCAAAACCCGUUCUCCAGUCACUUUUUUGUCUGACCUGCGCAGCAACUUACAAGUAUCAAAUGAACCUGGCAACCGCUACAACAUCCAGCUGAUUAAUGCCCUGGUGCUCUACGUAGGCACUCAGGCUAUUGCGCACAUCCACAACAAAGGCAGCACCCCCUCCAUGAGCACCAUUACCCACUCAGCACACAUGGACAUCUUCCAGAAUUUGGCAGUGGACCUGGACACCGAAGGUCGGUACCUCUUCUUGAAUGCAAUUGCCAAUCAGCUGCGAUACCCCAACAGUCACACCCACUACUUCAGCUGCACCAUGCUUUACCUGUUUGCAGAGGCCAACACUGAAGCUAUCCAGGAGCAGAUCACGAGGGUUCUCUUGGAACGACUGAUUGUAAAUAGGCCUCAUCCCUGGGGUCUCCUCAUUACUUUCAUCGAGCUGAUAAAAAACCCAGCAUUUAAGUUCUGGAACCAUGAAUUUGUUCACUGCGCUCCAGAAAUUGAGAAGUUGUUCCAGUCGGUUGCACAGUGCUGCAUGGGGCAGAAGCAAGCCCAGCAAGUAAUGGAGGGGACUGGUGCCAGUUAGAUGAGCUGCAUCUUGUUGUAAAUGUGCCAGCCUGGAGGCCCCUGUCCCAUCGACCGACAGAAGAAUCUGUAAGGCUCCUCCUGACCUUCCCAGCUCCCUCGAUGGGGUGCACGCAACCGACCUGGUGUGGAAGUCCGUGGGCACGUUCCAAAGUUUGAAAGAAAUUUGUGACUUUUGGCCAAAAUACAGAAGAUGCUGUGAAUAUCAUUUUGAACUCGUGUAAAUACAAGGAACAGAAACGUUUGUCUGGACUUCUGGGUUUGUGCAAAGUGUGUAAAAGGCAAGUGGGUAACUGGUGCCUAUCCAGCUUGUAAUAAAGGGGCAGCUGCUGAUGCCAAGUGCUUGUCUGGGGCAGACCUCCUUGUCCUGACAUUGCCAGACUCCCAAAGAAUAUUGAAAAGCCAGUUAUAUUAUUAUGUAACUUAUUUUUUUCUUUAUGUGGAUGGGGGACCUUUAAAUCAUUAAGUUGUUUUACAGGAAAAAAAAAGUGGCUAUGUUUGGAAUAUGGGAAUACUAUGGAGUAAGGGAGGGGGGGCGAGGGAGGGAUUUAAGCUGCAGCGUUGUUUUUCCCCUUUCCUCCCAGUGCUGACAGAACCGUGUGGCAGUCAGAACGCCUCCUUUCUGUUGGAGAAGACACACCUCAGGCCCUUUGGGAGAGGGUCAGCUGUUUUUAGUAAAGAAACCAGAGACCAGGCCUAUAGCUUUUUCUUUUUUUUUCUUCUGACACUUGUAAAUUUUGGAGAAGGGGGGACUAAAUCUAGACCUUUCCCUACCCUAUGACAGUAUAAGUUUGUA